Messenger RNA from Bufo bufo (common toad), 541 nucleotides. RefSeq names its product sodium/hydrogen exchanger 8-like. Gene Ontology annotation, molecular function: sodium:proton antiporter activity. Gene Ontology annotation, biological process: proton transmembrane transport. Gene Ontology annotation, cellular component: Golgi apparatus; membrane. Lineage: Eukaryota; Metazoa; Chordata; Amphibia; Anura; Bufonidae. The record is from RefSeq and is a predicted model, not a curated record. The annotation marks the transcript as partial. The transcript has 4 exons.
AUUAUGGCCAUCUUGUUCUCAGGAAUUGUGAUGUCUCAUUACACACACCACAAUUUGUCACCGGUUACUCAGAUUCUUAUGCAACAGACACUAAGAACAGUGGCCUUCCUGUGUGAAACCUGCGUCUUUGCUUUCCUUGGCCUGUCAAUAUUCAGUUUCCCACACAAGUUUGAAAUUUCUUUUGUGAUUUGGUGUAUUGUGCUGGUCCUGCUGGGACGUGCUGUUAAUAUUUUCCCCUUGACCUAUCUUCUCAAUUUCUUUCGGGACCACAAAAUCACCCCGAAGAUGAUGUUCAUCAUGUGGUUCAGUGGUUUACGAGGAGCUAUUCCAUACGCACUGAGCCUUCACUUGGAGCUGGAGCCGAUGGAGAAGCGUCAGUUGAUUGGCACUACUACCAUUAUCAUUGUGCUCUUCACCAUCUUGCUGAUGGGUGGAGGCACCAUGCCUCUCAUCCGACUCAUAGACAUUGAGGAAUCAAAAGCUCGGAAAAAAAGCAAGAAAGAUGUCAUUCUGAGCAAAACUGAAAAAAUGGUGUGUACUG